UCAUUGGUUCAACUCUCACACACUCUCCUGACUCACGCAACAGGCGUGUGCAGCAGGAGAUAAAAGCCUUUAGUCAUAGUUUGGGGUUUCAGAAAAACUUGUGCUGCCAUAGACGGAGAGAGAAAACGUGUAGAGAUGGCCUACCUUCUGAAUUUUUCAGCUGAGACAUGGACCCUUGUGGUCGCCCUCAUCACAUUGAUCUGUGUAUAUGCCUACUGGCCAUAUGGAACAUUUAAGAAAAUGGGCGUCCCUGGUCCCAAACCAAUCCCCUUUUUCGGCACUAUGCUUGCAUAUAGAAAGGGAUUCUUGAACUUUGAUUCAGACUGCUUCAAGAAAUAUGGGAAAAUAUGGGGCAUUUUUGAUGGUCGUCAGCCUGUGCUGUGCGUGACAGAUCCUGCCAUGAUAAAAACAGUUCUGAUAAAGGAGUGUUAUUCUCUCUUCACCAAUCGCAGAAACUUUCGCCUGAACGGGCCUCUGUACGAUGCUGUGUCCAUUGCUGAGGAUGAUCAAUGGAGGAGGAUCCGCAGUGUCCUUUCUCCCUCCUUCACCUCUGGAAGACUGAAAGAGAUGUUUGACAUAAUGAAGCACCACUCUGCUAACCUGAUCAACAGCAUGAAGAAGAAAGCCGACAAGGAUGAGGUGUUGGAGCUGAAGGAGUUCUUUGGACCCUACAGUAUGGAUGUAGUAACCAGCACUGCCUUCAGUGUAGACAUAGACUCCCUCAACAACCCCUCAGACCCCUUUGUCACUAACAUCAAGAAGAUGCUGAAGUUUGACCUUUUCAACCCUCUCUUCCUCCUUGUUGCCUUUUUCCCCUUCCUGGGUCCUGUAUUUGAGAAGUUUGAGUUUUCUUUUUUCCCUGCGUCAGUCACGGACUUCUUCUACAGUGCACUGCAGAAGAUCAAAUCUAAUCGAGAAACCAGCAAGCAAAAGAGUCGGGUGGAUUUACUUCAGCUGAUGAUUGACUCCCAGAAAAACAAUGACUCCAGUGGAGUAGCACAGGAUAAAGGUUUAAACGAUCAUGAGAUCCUUUCUCAAGCUAUGAUUUUCCUUUUUGCUGGGUAUGAAACCAGCAGCAGUUCUCUCACUUUCUUGGCCUACAAUCUGGCAACAAACCCUCAUGUCAUGAAACGGCUGCAGGAGGAGGUAGACUCUACGUUCCCUAACAAGGCUCCUGUCCAGUACCAGGCACUGUUGCAGAUGGAGUACCUAGACAGCGUCAUUAACGAGUCUCUACGUUUGUAUCCCAUUGCGUCACGCCUGGAGCGCGUUGCCAAGGCAACUGUGGAGAUAAAUGGCAUUGUGAUUCCAAAAGAUAUGGUUGUCAUGGUACCAACAUGGCCCCUGCACCGGGAUCCUGAGCUGUGGCCCGAACCAGAGGAGUUCAAACCAGAGAGGUUCAGCAAGGAAAACAAGGAGACUAUUGACCCGUACACAUACAUGCCUUUCGGAGCGGGGCCAAGGAACUGCAUUGGGAUGCGAUUCGCUCUGGUGAUGAUGAAACUAGCAAUGGUGGAGAUCCUCCAGAGCUACAGCUUCUCUGUGUGCAAGGAGACAGAGGUGCCCCUUGAGAUGGACAUCCAGGGCCUGUUGAUGCCAAAACGACCAAUCAAACUGAAGCUGGUGCCACGUUCUGAGCAGUCAAACUGAAGAACCAACAAGAUAAAGGGUUAUAAUUUCAGUUGUUAUAUACAGACAUAUCAUCCAUAAAACUGUUUCAACAAACAAGACACCUUAAUGAAAUUUUCCACACAUUUUUAUUAUGUUAUUAGUUGUCUGUACCUCUGUGUAUCAGGUACGUCUAUUGCUUUUUUUUCCUUUUUAAACUUAAGCAUUUUGUGAAUUUGUCUUAACUGCUCAUGUUGUCCAUCCAGGAAAUUGUUGUUAUUCAAAUUUUGUAUGCAAUCACUGUGACUUGCAGGUGCUGCAAAUGACUAAAAUACAGCUGUAGGAGUGUGUCAGAUAUUUUGCAAAGAGGUUUUAAAAGUAUAAAUGACAGUACAACAUAUAAAAUUUAUCACACAUUUUGUACAUGUCAGUCUGAGGUAUUAUCAGGUGGACAAAAUAACAGAAACAACUCACAAUAUACUGUAAUACCACACAACAGCACCUACUACUAUCUAACCACUUAACCAUACAGUUAAAUCAAUACUUCUCUGUUAACAAAACCUUAACCAAAGGUAGUACUGUCAAUUAUUGCAGGCUGAUUGCAUUGGCUUUCAGAAUAUUUUGCAGGUGUUCGUGUAUUUCUUUCUAUAUCAAAUUCCAGGUGUUAUUAAAUGAUGCUUCAAAAUGUGAAGAGGGUGCAUUCAGACAUCAGGGACAGCUAAUGAACUUUUGACCAGGUAUUUCAGCAAUAAAGUGCAAGGCAAAAUGUA
Messenger RNA from Thunnus maccoyii (southern bluefin tuna), 2378 nucleotides. RefSeq names its product cytochrome P450 3A40. The record is from RefSeq and is a predicted model, not a curated record. The transcript has 13 exons. Gene Ontology annotation, molecular function: oxidoreductase activity, acting on paired donors, with incorporation or reduction of molecular oxygen, reduced flavin or flavoprotein as one donor, and incorporation of one atom of oxygen; steroid hydroxylase activity; heme binding. The coding region runs from base 136 to 1650 and encodes 504 amino acids. NCBI's taxonomy places the organism in Eukaryota, Metazoa, Chordata, Actinopteri, Scombriformes, Scombridae.